AGUUGUAGACUUGGAGUGACUAGUGAACCACGAAGCCUCGUCCUCGAAUAAAUUUUAGCUUGAACCGGAGAGCGCGCUCAGCUGAGCUAAAUUAACGCUGUCUCCCUCUGGUGUCAUGGACAUGGCUUUUGUUGCUUCUUCGUCUUCCUCUCGUGCCGCCGCUUCUUCUCCACUGCUCGCCCGACCGGGAAUUCCCAAACUACCCUUCUCCACCACUACUGCAACUCCUUUGCGGAGACAACAACAAAAAAGACCCUUGCUUCUCGUGGCGGCGGCAGGUAAGAACAACACGAACGCCGUCCCGGUUCAAAACGACAAGAGCAAAAAAGAAGAGGAGAUUGAAGAGAUAGAAGUGGAGGAGGAGUUGCCGUGGAUUCAGGAGAAGGCGUUGGACCUGGUGGAGUUCACUGGCUCCGUCACACAGGCUCUUCCCGGUCCCCGAGUCGGUCACAGUUCCUUGCCUUGGAUUCUCGCUCUACCGUUGGCUUAUGCGGGAAUCACAUUCAUUGUUGCCUUCGUUAAGACGCUCAAGAAGUGGAAUUCUCCUAGACAGAAGCGCAAGAGAUUGGUCAAUACAAAUGCUGUCUUGUGCAAAACAAUAGAUGAGCUAUUUCAAAAAGGGGAGGAUGCAAUACGACACUCAGAUUUAACCGGACUUGUGAAACAGACAGACUUUAGCAUGGAGGAAAUUUUGCGCAAGUAUAUUCGCUAUGUGUUGAAUGAAAAGCCAUUUAAUCCAGACUUGGUAGCCAACUUAAUUCAGCUCAGGAAAGCUUCUAUGUUGGAUGACUCCCAGAUUGCUGAAAUAUUAAAUGAAAUCUCAAGAAGGAUUGUGCGAGAAAAAGGCCCUGUUGUCACGGAUUUGGCUGGGUAUUCUGAGAAGGGAUUUAAGCGAAAACUCGCUGUACAGGCCCUUUUUGGGAAGGUUUUCUAUCUAUCUGAGCUACCGGAGUUCUGUUCAAGGGAUAGUUCCUUAGUUGUCAAGGAAAUAUUUGGAGUUACUGAUGACGACGCUGACAAAUUAAGGCAACACACGAUCUCUGAAGCCGGGGACAUGGAUUCGAUUGAGAAGAUGGUAGACGGUUCAGAUUCAGAAGUUUCUGGUGACGAGUAAUCAAAUGCUUCUUGAUUACAAUAAUUGUUAUUGAUUAAAAAGCUUCUCGUAGGGGGUUUUUCCAACAUAAAAUUGUCCUCAUAGAACUUAUCCAAUUUCAUGUCAUUUGGCAAUGUUCUCAAGAGUAUCAUAUGCACCGGAAAAGUUUUUGACAGAGUCCAGUCUUGUGUUUCUAAGUUGCGAUGCGUCAUUCUUAUGAGCGCUUGUACCAGAAUUCCAAUUUUGGGGGUAGAGAAGCAUGGAGUUGUUGUAUAUGCAUGUCUAUGGCAUGUAGGUAACAAAUUUUUGCGUAUUCCUCCGAUCCUCGAUGUUUGUUGGGUCUUUCUUUUCCAUUUACUGUAAAGCCCUACAUCGAAUAGACUGAAGAGUUCAGCCACAUUCUUUUCUUUUUGAUUGCUA
This is a messenger RNA of Tripterygium wilfordii, 1513 nucleotides long. RefSeq lists its product as uncharacterized. The transcript is spliced from 6 exons. Lineage: Eukaryota; Viridiplantae; Streptophyta; Magnoliopsida; Celastrales; Celastraceae. The record is from RefSeq and is a predicted model, not a curated record. Gene Ontology annotation, cellular component: chloroplast envelope; chloroplast thylakoid membrane. Bases 116 to 1114 code for a protein of 332 amino acids.